AUGUCAGCUCCAGCUCCACCAGUCCCCGAGGUAUUCCCCAUAUACCCAGAUCUCACAGGGAAGGUCGCGCUCAUCACGGGCUUUGGUCAAGUCGGGCCCCAGGACAGCACAUUCUGGGGCAACGGUGCAGCCACCGCACGUCUACUCUCCCGAAACGGAGCCAAGAUAUUCGGCUGCGACUUGCACCUGCAUGCAGGGGAGCAAACAAAGAAACGUCUCCUAGACGAGAAUCCCAGCGCCGUGGUCGAUGUUAUGGCAGCAGACGUCACAAACCCUUCUGACGUCGAGGCACUGGUGGCCCACGCAAUGCAACGACACGGACGCAUUGACAUUCUCAUCAACAAUGUCGGCCAAACAGCAGCCGGAAACCCAGCGACAAUGACUGAGGAUCUAUGGACUCGCCAGCUGGAUCUUAAUCUGACCUCCGUCUACCGGCUAUACCAUCACGUUAUCCCUAUAAUGCAACAACAAGGCGGAGGGGGCAUUAUCAACAACGCUUCUAUUACGGCGUUACGUUACAUCGGCAAGCACCAAAUCGCAUAUGCAUCGGCAAAGGCCGCCGUCAUUCGCUUCACCAAGGCAAUUGGUGUUAUGUACGGAAAGGAAAACAUCAGGAGUAACUGUGUGGUGCCUGGGCUGAUGUAUACUCCGCUCGUGGACAAUUUCGCGCGCAGCGAGGACCCAGGUGAUAGAGAGGCAGCGAAGAGGAUUCUGGACCACAAUUGUCCUAUGGGAUGGAUGGGGACUGGAGAGGAUGUGGCAAAUGCUGUUGUCUGGCUUUGUAGUGAAGCGAGUAGAUAUGUUACUUCUCAUGCUUUGGUGGUCGAUGGGGGUAUUACAGAGAGCACGGGCACGGGAUUUGCGGCUUGA
Aspergillus versicolor CBS 583.65 is the source of this 870-nucleotide messenger RNA. RefSeq names its product SDR family NAD(P)-dependent oxidoreductase. The coding region runs from base 1 to 870 and encodes 289 amino acids. The record is from RefSeq and is a predicted model, not a curated record. Gene Ontology annotation, molecular function: oxidoreductase activity, acting on the CH-OH group of donors, NAD or NADP as acceptor. Lineage: Eukaryota; Fungi; Ascomycota; Eurotiomycetes; Eurotiales; Aspergillaceae. The transcript has a single exon.